This is a messenger RNA of Chrysoperla carnea, 1032 nucleotides long. It is a transcript of the gene Etfb, whose product is annotated as electron transfer flavoprotein subunit beta. The record is from RefSeq and is a predicted model, not a curated record. Bases 125 to 892 code for a protein of 255 amino acids. Gene Ontology annotation, molecular function: electron transfer activity. NCBI's taxonomy places the organism in Eukaryota, Metazoa, Arthropoda, Insecta, Neuroptera, Chrysopidae. Gene Ontology annotation, cellular component: cytosol. The transcript is spliced from 5 exons.
AGCAUAUUUCAUAUAACAAACAAAUUUCUCUGAUCAAUUCUAGAGUGGAUCAAAGUUCAAUAGUACAAAAUUUGGUUAUUCUUUUAAUUUGUCAACUUCUUAAAUUUAUAUUUUAUUGUAAAUAAUGGCACGAGUAUUAGUCGCAGUUAAAAGAGUAAUUGAUUAUGCAGUUAAGAUAAGAGUUAAGCCCGAUAAAUCUGGGGUUGUUACCGAUGGGGUGAAACAUUCGAUGAAUCCUUUUGAUGAAAUUGCUGUGGAAGAAGCUGUUCGCAUGAAAGAAAAAAAGUUAGCAUCUGAAAUAAUUGCAGUAUCAUGUGGUCCAGCACAGUCUCAAGAAACUUUACGCACAGCAUUAGCCAUGGGUGCUGAUAAAGCAAUUCAUGUAGAAAUAGCAGGAAAAGAAUAUGAGACAUUACAACCUUUCCAUGUGUCAAAAAUUUUAGCGAAACUUGCACAAGAUGAAAAGGCAGAUAUUUUAAUUUUAGGAAAACAGGCUAUCGAUGAUGAUGCAAACCAAACUGCACAAAUGACUGCAGCAGUAUUAGACUGGUCUCAAGGUACAUUUGCUUCUAAAAUAGAAAAAGAGGGAGACGCGUUAAAAAUUGUUCGUGAAAUUGAUGGAGGAUUAGAAACUAUUCUAUGCAAAUUACCUUGUGUAGUUAGCGCUGAUUUACGUUUAAACGAGCCUCGAUAUGCUACGUUGCCAAAUAUUAUGAAAGCUAAAAAGAAACCAUUAAAGAAAGUAACAGCUAAAGACUUAGGUGUUGAUAUUAGUCCAAGAAUUGAUAUUGUUGAAGUGGUAGAACCUCCAGUACGUCAAGGGGGAGGCACCGUACCUGAUGUUGAUGCUCUUGUUAAUGUAUUAAAAGAAAAAGGUUUCGUUAAGAAGUAAAAGAAAUCUGUUUUUAUAUUAAAAAACUUUGUACAUUAUAUUAUAUUAUAUAUAAUUAGGGAUUUUAUAACAUCAUUUUCAUCAUUCGAAUUGAAAUAUUGUAAAAAAAGUAAAAUAAAUUUAUAUUAAUAUAUUUUUUA